Messenger RNA from Thalassophryne amazonica, 598 nucleotides. It is a transcript of the gene smdt1b, whose product is annotated as single-pass membrane protein with aspartate-rich tail 1b. Gene Ontology annotation, cellular component: uniplex complex; mitochondrial inner membrane. Bases 44 to 334 code for a protein of 96 amino acids. NCBI's taxonomy places the organism in Eukaryota, Metazoa, Chordata, Actinopteri, Batrachoidiformes, Batrachoididae. The transcript has 3 exons. The record is from RefSeq and is a predicted model, not a curated record. Gene Ontology annotation, biological process: calcium import into the mitochondrion; mitochondrial calcium ion homeostasis.
AUAAAGUACAUAGCCCCACCCUCUCUGUCAGAUAUCGGAAAACAUGGCGACGGGGCUAUUGCGACGGCUUGCUGUCAAAAAUACUGGUAUAAUGAGUCGUAAUACCGGCUUUAAAACAUUCAAUAUAUCUAGAUCAACACCGAGUCGAACUGCAGUAUCAACACCAUCCGGAGCCAUUUUACCGAGACCAGAUAAAACCCCCUUUGGUCUAACACGAAUGGCCGUAGUCGUGGUGCCUUUCCUGUAUGUGGGGACUCUGAUCAGCAAGAAUUUUGCAGUGCUUUUGGAAGAGCAUGACAUCUUUGUCCCUGAAGAUGACGAUGAUGAUGACUGAGGGUGCUUCUCAGUGUUGCCUGAACGUCUAACAUCCAUUUGAAGGAAGAUGGGGAGAUGGCACACUUUGACUUCUAAAUCCAUCCCUCUACCUCCACCCAUCUCCUUCCUCCUUUGCUGUUUAUCUUUAUAUUUAGCAAAAAAAAAAGUUUUAAAACAAAUUUCACAUUGUUUUCACGGGAGGCUGUCAAAAUCUGAUAAGAUGCCUUCACUCUCAUUUGCAUGUUUUUGUCUCUUAACCCAAUAAAAUGAGUCAAUGCAGAUG